CUGACCAGUGACACUCAUCAGACGGCCAUGGCUCCUCGAAAGCGUGGGGGAGGCGGCGGUCGCGGUGGUCUCUCCUUCAUCUUCUGCUGUUUUAACGGCAGCGAUCACCCUGAGAUCACCUACAAGCUGCGGGAGGACUUUGCCCUGCAGGCCAUGGAGCCAGCGCUGCCGAUGCCGGGAUACGAUGAGCUGGAUGGCAUGUUCUCUGAGUUGGUGGAUGAACUGGACCUGACUGAGAAACACAGAGAAGCCAUGUUUGCCCUGCCUGCAGAGAAAAAAUGGCAAAUCUACUGCAGCAAGAAGAAGGAACAAGAGGAAAAUAAAAGCGCCACUAGUUGGCCAGAAUAUUAUAUAGACCAGCUCAAUUCAAUGGCUGCUAGAAAGACACUCCUUGCUCUGGAAAAGGAAGAUGAGGAAGAAAGGAACAAAACCAUAGAGAGCUUGAAGACAGCUCUCAGGACCCAGCCUAUGAGGUUUGUGACUCGUUUUAUUGAUCUGGACGGCCUAACAUGUAUCCUGAACUUCCUGAAAAGUAUGGACUACGACACCACCGAGUCACAGAUCCACACAUCUCUGAUUGGUUGCAUCAAAGCUCUGAUGAACAACUCCCAGGGCCGCGCCCACGUCCUCUCUCACACGGAGAGCAUCAACAUCAUCGCUCAGAGCCUGGCCACAGAAAAUAUUAAGACUAAGGUGGCAGUUCUGGAAAUAAUGGGUGCUGUGUGUCUGGUGCCUGGUGGGCACAAAAAAAUCCUGGAGUCCAUGUUGCACUACCAGCGUUUUGCCUGUGAAAGGACACGCUUCCAGACGCUUAUAAAUGACCUGGACCGAAGUACAGGGCGAUACAGAGAUGAGGUCAACCUGAAAACAGCGAUCAUGUCCUUUAUUAAUGCUGUGCUGAGUCAAGGAGCUGGAGAGACCAGUCUGGAAUUCCGCAUCCACCUCCGAUAUGAGUUCCUCAUGCUGGGGAUCCAACCUGUGAUCGACAAGCUUCGUUCACAUGAAAACUCCACAUUAGACAGACAUUUAGACUACUUUGAGAUGCUGCGGAACGAAGAUGAGCUGGCUUUGUCCAAGCGCUUUGAGUCGGUACAUAUAGAUACCAAAAGUGCCACUCAGGUUUUCGAUCUCAUCCGGAAGAAGCUGAACCACAACGAUGCAUAUCCGCACUUUAUGUCCGUGCUGCAUCACUGUCUGCUCAUGCCACACAAGAGAAGUGGGAACACAGUACAGUACUGGCUGCUGUUGGACCGCAUCGUUCAGCAGAUGGUCUUACAGAACGAUAAGGGUCAUGACCCAGACGCCGCACCACUGGAGAACUUUAACGUGAAGAACGUUGUGAGAAUGCUGGUCAAUGAAAACGAGGUCAAACAGUGGAAGGAGCAGGCAGAAAAAAUGAGGAAAGAACACCAUGAGCUGCAGCAAAGGUUUGACAAGAAGGAACGUGAAUGUGAUGCCAAGACGCAGGAGAAAGAAGACAUGAUGCAGACGCUCAACAAAAUGAAAGAGAAGCUGGAAAAAGAGAGCAACGAGCACAAAAAUGUCAAACAGCAAGUGGCUGAACUCACCACACGACUGCAUGAACUCAGCACCUAUUUAAAACUUCAAAUCUGUCUCCGCAGAGGCAGGCCACAGCAGUCGUUCCUGGUGGCCCCCCCCCUCACCCCCGGACCCCCUGGCGGUCCCCUGCCUCCUCCGCCAAUGCCAGCAUUUGCAGGCAUGUGUCCACCUCCUCCACCACCUCCUGGUGGUAUAAUGCCACCUCCCCCUCCACCACCACCACCACCAGGUGGCCCUCCACCACCUCCAGGACGCCCACCUCUCGGAGGCAUCCCUCCUCCACCAGGAGCACCCCUGGGACCAUCUCUGAAGAAGAAGAACAUUCCUCAGCCAUCCAAUGCACUCAAGUCCUUUAACUGGUCCAAACUGGCUGAGAACAAGCUGGAGGGAACUGUCUGGAUGGAUGUGGAUGAUGCCAAGGUUUUUAAAAUCCUGGAUCUGGAGGAUAUUGAAAAGACGUUCUCAGCCUAUCAGAGACAGCAGGACUUCUUAAUGAUCAAUAACAGCAAACAGAAAGAGGCAGAAGAUGACAUGUUAGGGUCUAAAAAAGUCAAGGAGCUGUCGGUUAUCGAUGGCCGCAGGGCUCAAAACUGCAACAUCCUGCUUUCACGACUGAAGCUUUCGAAUGAGGAGAUCAAGAGAGCGUUUCUAACUAUGGACGAGCAUGAGGAUCUCCCCAAAGACAUGCUGGAGCAGCUGCUGAAAUUUGUUCCAGAGAAGAGCGAUGUGGAUCUCCUGGAGGAGCACAAACACGAGCUCGAUCGAAUGGCCAAGGCUGACCGCUUCCUCUAUGAGAUGAGCAGAAUAAACCACUACCAGCAGAGACUGCAGUCUCUAUACUUCAAAAAGAAGUUUGCAGAGAGGAUAGCUGAGAUCAAACCCAAGGUUGAAGCUCUGACUAAGGCGUCCAAGGAGAUUUUACACAGUAAAAACCUGAAGCAGCUUUUGGAGGUGGUGCUGGCCUUUGGAAACUACAUGAACAAGGGUCAGAGGGGCAAUGCUUACGGCUUCAAGGUCUCCUCCCUCAACAAGAUCGCAGAUACCAAAUCCAGUAUUGACAAAAACAUCACCCUGCUGCACUACUUGAUCACCAUCCUGGAGAAGAAAUAUCCCAAAGUCCUGAUGUUCCAGGAGGACCUGAAGACUAUUUCAGAGGCAGCCAAAGUCAACAUGACGGAGCUGGAAAAAGACAUCGGCAACCUGCGCAGCGGUUUGAAAAGUGUCGAGAGCGAGCUGGAACACCAGUCAAAACGCCUCCAGGAGCCAGGUGACAAGUUUGUGUCUGUGGUGAGCCAGUUUAUCACCGUGGCCAGCUUCAGCUUCUCCGACGUGGAGGACUCUCUCACAGAGGCCAAAGAGCUGUUCCUGAGGGCAGUGAAGCACUUUGGUGAAGACGCCAGUAGGAUGCAACCAGACGAGUUCUUUGGUAUCUUUGACCAGUUCCUGCAGUCCUUCACAGAGGCCCAGCAGGAAAACGAGAACAUAAGAAAACGCAAAGAGGAAGAGGAGCGCAGGGCCAAAAUGGAAGCUCAACUGAAAGAGCAGAGGGAGAAAGAGCGCAAGGCCCGGAAAGCAAAGGCGAAUGGAGAGGACGACGGGGGGGAGUUCGAUGAUCUGGUGUCAGCGCUGCGAUCGGGCGAGGUCUUCGACAAGGACUUGUCCAAGAUGAAGCGUAACCGCAAGAGGAUCAACAGCCAGAACACAGAAGCGAGCAGAGAGCGGCCGGUCACAAAGCUCAACUUUUAG
Molecule: messenger RNA, 3306 nt
Organism: Menidia menidia (Atlantic silverside)
Lineage: Eukaryota; Metazoa; Chordata; Actinopteri; Atheriniformes; Atherinopsidae
Source: the annotation of a GenBank genome assembly